Meriones unguiculatus (Mongolian gerbil) is the source of this 4563-nucleotide messenger RNA. RefSeq names its product SLIT and NTRK like family member 5 (gene Slitrk5). Gene Ontology annotation, cellular component: membrane. Bases 371 to 3244 code for a protein of 957 amino acids. Gene Ontology annotation, molecular function: protein binding. The record is from RefSeq and is a predicted model, not a curated record. Gene Ontology annotation, biological process: axonogenesis; positive regulation of synapse assembly; regulation of presynapse assembly. The transcript is spliced from 2 exons. NCBI's taxonomy places the organism in Eukaryota, Metazoa, Chordata, Mammalia, Rodentia, Muridae.
CGAGAACGUGUGGUGCACCCGCGAAUUUACAUCGGUGGUGCCUUUCCCAGUCAGAUGUUAGCAUUCCCAGCUCAUUCAACUUUAUUUUCUCAAAUCUUCUGUCUCCUUUGAUGGCUGGGGACGGCGGGGGAGGGGGUGGAUGGAAAGGAGCUUUGGAGAAAGCUGUUCGACCCUGGCUAACUAGAGCUGAAUUAAAGUUGUAAACGUUCGAAUUUAAUCCUGGCUGGACACAAUUUGCAAUGGACUCUGAGAUGGGGAAGGAGGUGAAUGGGGGCGGGGAGGCACCGCGAGGGAGGGGGAGGGGAUCCAACCCAGCUGAAUGGAUGUGCACUUUUGAUCCAGCGGAGAACCCAAAUUUCAAGGAGGUAAAAUGCACGUUUGCUGCCCCCCAGUAACUUUGGAACAGGACCUUCACAGAAAAAUGCAUAGCUGGAUGCUGCAGACUCUAGCAUUUGCUGUAACAUCUCUCCUCCUUUCCUGUGCAGAAACCAUCGAUUAUUAUGGGGAAAUCUGUGACAAUGCAUGUCCUUGUGAGGAAAAGGACGGCAUUUUAACUGUGAGCUGUGAAAACCGGGGGAUCAUCAGUCUCUCUGAAAUUAGCCCUCCCCGUUUCCCCAUCUAUCACCUCCUGUUGUCCGGAAACCUUUUGAGCCGCCUCUAUCCCAAUGAGUUUGUCAAUUACACCGGGGCUUCAAUUUUACAUCUAGGUAGCAAUGUUAUCCAAGACAUUGAGACCGGGGCUUUCCAUGGGCUGCGGGGUUUGAGAAGACUACACCUCAACAAUAAUAAGCUGGAACUUCUGCGAGAUGAUACCUUCCUUGGCUUGGAGAACUUAGAGUACCUGCAGGUCGAUUACAAUUACAUCAGUGUCAUUGAAGCCAACGCUUUUGGGAAACUGCACAAGCUGCAGGUGCUCAUUCUCAAUGACAAUCUCUUGUCAGGUUUACCCAACAAUCUUUUCCGUUUUGUGCCCUUAACGCACUUGGACCUGCGGGGGAACAGGCUGAAACUUCUGCCCUAUGUGGGGCUGUUGCAACACAUGGAUAGAGUUGUGGAAUUACAGCUGGAAGAAAAUCCCUGGAAUUGCUCCUGUGAACUAAUUUCUCUCAAGGAUUGGUUGGACAGCAUCUCCUAUUCAGCCCUUGUGGGUGAUGUGGUCUGUGAGACCCCCUUCCGUUUACACGGCAGGGACCUGGAUGAGGUAUCCAAGCAGGAGCUUUGUCCGAGGAAACUUAUUUCUGACUACGAGAUGAGGCCGCAGACCCCUUUAAGCACCGCGGGGUACCUACAUACCACCCCUGCCUCUGUCAACUCUGUGGCCACUUCUUCCUCUGCUGUUUACAAACCUCCCUUGAAGCCUCCUAAGGGCACCCGCCAGCCCAACAAACCCAGAGUGCGGCCCACCUCCAGACAGCCCUCUAAAGACUUGGGCUACAGUAACUAUGGCCCCAGCAUAGCCUACCAGACCAAAUCCCCGGUGCCUUUGGAGUGCCCCACAGCAUGUACUUGCAACCUGCAGAUAUCUGAUCUGGGCCUCAAUGUCAACUGUCAGGAGCGCAAGAUCGAGAGUAUAGCGGAGCUGCAGCCCAAGCCCUACAAUCCCAAGAAAAUGUAUCUAACAGAGAACUACAUCACGGUUGUGCGCAGGACAGAUUUCCUGGAAGCCACAGGGCUGGAUCUCCUGCACCUGGGUAAUAACCGCAUCUCCAUGAUCCAGGACCGGGCCUUUGGAGAUCUCAGCAACCUGAGACGCCUCUAUCUGAAUGGCAACAGGAUUGAGAGGCUGAGCCCAGAGUUGUUCUAUGGCCUGCAGAGCCUCCAGUAUCUCUUCCUCCAGUACAAUCUCAUCCGUGAGAUCCAAGUUGGGACUUUUGAUCCAGUCCCAAACCUCCAGCUGCUAUUCUUGAAUAACAACCAACUGCAGGCCAUACCUUCAGGUGUCUUCUCCGGCCUGACGCUUCUCAGGCUGAACCUGAGGAGUAACAGCUUCACCUCCUUGCCAGUGAGCGGAGUUUUGGAUCAGCUAACCUCGCUCAUUCAAAUCGAUCUACACGACAACCCUUGGGAUUGUACCUGCGAUGUGGUGGGCAUGAAACUGUGGAUCGAGCAGCUAAAAGCGGGCGUGUUGGUGGAUGAGGUGAUCUGUAAGGCGCCCAAGAAAUUCGCAGAGACCUACAUGCGCUCCAUCAAGUCAGAACUGCUGUGUCCGGACUAUUCCGAUGUGGUGGUGUCCACGCCCACGCCCUCUUCUAUCCAGGUACCAUCCAGGACCAACGCAGCUACAACAGCUGUGAGGUUGAACAGCACUGGGGCCCCUGCAGGCUUAGGUGCCGGCACUGGGGCGUCCUCGGUGCCCUUGUCGGUGUUGAUCCUUAGUCUGCUACUGGUUUUCAUCAUGUCUGUUUUCGUGGCAGCAGGCCUCUUCGUGCUGGUCAUGAAACGUAGGAAAAAGAACCAGAGCGACCACACCAGCACAAACAACUCCGACGUGAGCUCUUUCAACAUGCAGUACAGCGUGUAUGGGGGUGGAGGCGGCGGCGGGGGCGGCCACCCACACGCGCACGUGCACCAUCGCGGACCAGCGCUGCCCAAGGUGAAGACUCCCGCGGGCCACGUGUAUGAAUACAUCCCUCACCCACUGGGCCACAUGUGCAAAAACCCCAUCUACCGGUCUCGAGAAGGCAACUCCGUGGAGGAUUACAAAGACCUGCAGGAGCUCAAGGUCACCUACAGCAGCAACCACCACCUGCAGCAGCAGCCGCCGCCACCGCCUCAACAGCCCCAGCAGCAGCCCCCUCCGCAGCUGCAGCUGCAGCCUGGGGAGGAGGAGAGGCGGGAAAGCCACCACUUGAGGAGCCCCGCCUACAGCGUCAGCACUAUCGAGCCCCGGGAAGACCUGCUGUCGCCGGUGCAGGACGCUGAUCGCUUCUACAGGGGCAUUUUAGAGCCAGACAAACACUGCUCCACCACCCCUGCUGGUAGCAGCCUCCCGGAAUACCCUAAGUUCCCAUGCAGCCCGGCUGCUUACACUUUCUCCCCAAACUAUGACCUGCGACGCCCCCAUCAGUAUUUGCACCCUGGGGCAGGGGACAGCAGGCUGCGGGAACCGGUGCUCUACAGCCCUCCGGGUGCUGUCUUUGUAGAACCGAACCGGAACGAGUACCUGGAGUUAAAAGCAAAACUCAAUGUUGAGCCGGACUACCUCGAAGUGCUGGAAAAACAGACCACAUUUAGUCAGUUUUAAAAACAAAGGAACUCCGUUGGAGCUUUUGGGUUUAAAACAAACAGGCAAGCAGACACACUCGGUGAACACAUGUGAUUAAUUGUGUCGUUUCAACAUUUAGGGCGAAGUGCCUUGGCACGGGAUUCUCAGCUUCAGAGGAAGCUAGCUGAAAGGGUGUGCGAUUUCUUUUUAAUUUUACACGUGGGAAACAUUUGUGUAAACUAGGCACAUCACUUUCUCUUCUUGUCUGUGGGGGAAAAGAGAAGGGCUUUUCGGGAGGGCGAUUUGCAUCAAGGGUGACCUUAAACACGUUGUGGUCCCUUUGCAGUGCUCUGAAGUUCCAAGAAGGGUGGGGGUGGAAGCAGCUUAAAUUCUACUCAUCCUUUAGGCUCCCCUUCUCACAUCCUUCUUCUCCUUAGAGCCUUGACUUUGGUUAAGAGAUUAGCACACCCCAACUUUAAUAGGAAGUUUAUCCUCUCUCACUUCUCCUCCCUCCCCUCCCACCUUCUUAAUCCUUUCCUUUGUUUUUAAAGGAUGUGUUUGUAUGCAUUCUGGACAUUUGAAUUAAAAAAAAAAAAUCUUGUGAUCCAGAAAGGCUCACUAUAGAUGUGGACAAAUCAUUAAAAUUACAGAGCUAUAUGAUCCAUAAUUGAUUAGUCAAAAUAACUUAUUGAUGAAAUAUACAAAUAUUUUAUUGUAGCACCUAUUUUUAUAUGCACAUUUAGCAUUCCUCUUUCCUUCACUAUUUAGCCUAUGAUUUUCACAGAGGCAUUGUUGCACUGUAUUAGGAGCUGCAUUUCCAAAACUAGAGUGAUAUCAGAAAGGCCUAUUAAAUAUUUAAAUACAAGGAGCACUUAAUGGCAAAAGUCUUUAAAAGUACAUAAAACCCAUCCAAUGGGACCUGCAAGUAAAAAAUAGUUAACUAAAAAAAAAGAAAAAAAAUAAGAAAAAAAAAUGAAGCUGAUUGUAUCCCACUGUAUAAAACGGUAAAGAUGGGGCAAUUCAUUGGGUUGUUCCAUUGAAAAAAUGUUUUGGUUAUAUCAGAGAAAGUUGAAAAGCAUUCUUAUUAGUGAACCAAAAUGAUGUAUUGGUUUGACUACUAUUGUAGCCGAUUUCCGAUUGUGUAACCAAACCCAGUUGCAUUUGUACAGAUCCACUGGCACUUGCACCUCAGAAGACCAAAUGAUGGGCUGUACAAGUCUCUGUGCAAUGUCUUUAUCCCUCUGGGCAGAUGCUAAUGACAAACAGGAUCUCUGUAAGACAGAACUACUAUUGUUAUGUAUCCCAGCACAUGUAAUUUUUUAAAUAGUUUCUGAAUAAACACUUGAUAACUAUGUCAA